This is a messenger RNA of Priceomyces carsonii, 2277 nucleotides long. RefSeq lists its product as uncharacterized. Gene Ontology annotation, molecular function: protein binding. The coding region runs from base 1 to 2277 and encodes 758 amino acids. Lineage: Eukaryota; Fungi; Ascomycota; Pichiomycetes; Serinales; Debaryomycetaceae. The transcript has a single exon. The record is from RefSeq and is a predicted model, not a curated record.
AUGAGUUUUGGCGCAUACUUUGGUAGAUCCUAUCGAAAAGGUGUGGUGAUAUGGAUGCCUCACUCCGUGACCUCAGUAGCGCGAAGAAGCAUAUUCAUAACUAGUAACAGCAGGAGGAAUAAGAAGAAAGAACUAGAAAGAGACAAAAUCGAUAGAUUUAUUAACAGAGAUGCGGAAAGGAAACUGAGAGAGCAAGAAACGAUGUAUAGAAAUAAAUUGAAGGAGUUGAAACUACUUACUCAAAGUGUGUCCGAAAGAAUAAAACGGAAAGAAGAAGACGCAAUGAAACUGACUGCGGUCGAUCAUAUCGAAGUAGAAAGGGACUCUGAAAUUUUAUAUAAAAACCUUCAGCCCUGUGAUGAGCCUCGAGGUAUUGCAAAUCCGCAGGCAUCUUUGCUCAACAAAGAAUUUAGGCCUGAUGCGUAUUCUUUAGUAGUUCCAGCUGUUUCUGUGCCAGAUUCAAUAUCACGAAAGAUUGGAAUUGCCCUCAAGUACCUUGUCUCAAAAAACGAUCAACGUUGGGAUCUCGUAUUGCAGCAGCUCAGUGAAAGUGGCGGCUUUACAGAGAUUCCGCGUAAAGAUGUCAAAUAUUUCAUAGAAAACAUUCCCAGAAGAUAUAUACUGUCCCUCAUUCCCCAGUUGGAAAAUAUGAUGAGCGAUGCAGGUAUCAAGUCAUCUCCCAGCAUAAUUAAUAGCUUUAUAGAAGGUAUUUCUGCUGGGUCUGUUCUCUCUGAUCAAAGCAUUAAAAAGAUUGAAGAAUUCUCUCAGCAAAUAAGGUCAAUCAGUAAAACGAAGAAGUUACCUAGGCGGACAUACGAACUUCUUAUAAUGGCUUAUGGAAAAAACAACAAUCUUGAGAAGAUAAAUUCUUGCUUAGCGGAAAUGAAGAAAGAUGGGCUUCAGCCGUCUUCCCAGACGUUUGUUAAUAUCCUCUCGACUUGCGUUUACAAGGCAAAUGACCACAAGCAAGCAGUAGAAAUCUUUGACUCGAUGAAAUUUUUGUCUGUGAAGACAAACCCAGAUACAUCGUCUUAUCAACACAUCAUAGUCUCAUAUGUUAAUAAUGAUAACAUAGAGAAGGCACUAGAUUUAUAUCAGGAAAUGAUUUCAAAAGGUAUACCACUAAAUCAGGAGAUAUUAAUAGCUCUUGCCAGAGGUUGCUCAUCCAGACCUCGUUUAAGCUUAAAAUCAUGGGACUUUGUUUUUGAUAUUUAUGAGAAUGGGUGGGAGCCCACUUUAGAAACUUUUGAAUAUAUCAUUUACCUCGCGGCUCGAUCUGGAGAUCUUCCAAUGACAAGGGCCUUGUAUUUUAAACUUAAUGAAUCCAAAUCCAUAUCUUCGAAAGCUUUUUCAUUCUUGUUGUUAGCAUACUCAAAAAGUAGGGUGAAGUUAAAGGAGGUAAACGAGCCUCCCAAUUUGGUAUAUCAUGAUAAAGGUAGAAUUUUCAGAAAGAAUAUAUUAUCAGAUGUGAACUACCUAGUGAAGAUUAAUCCUCAUGAGCAAGGUCCACCUUUUCUUCCUAAGCUUGAUCUUAAUACGAAAGAAGAGAUAUUAGCAGAAUCGAGCGCUGUCUGGACACAUGCUAUGAUUCAACAUCCCAACUUUAUCAAUAUAAAAAGCGCAAACACAUAUUUGAAUAUAGCAGCAGAAAUGGGUACUUUGAAGGACUUUAGGGAUAGAUUCGAAAGUACAACUUUCCUAGACAGAUCAAGUUUGCCGGAGGAUAAAAGCAUAAUUGUGGAGGAACCGUCUGAGUCCGUUUUUUCUGAGAAAGAGAAGAUUGGAACUCUAGAUGCUCAAGGAAGUGUCGAUAUAAAAAACAUGCCGAUUUUUUCGCAACAUAGUAUGAAUGGUCGCAAGGUAGCACGUUCUUCUUUAACAUAUGUCAUCGCAAUAAAAGCUGCUGGAAACUUUAAAAAUUACAAUUUUGCUCAAAAGAUAUGGUCCGAAAGGGGGACUUUUCGUAAAACUUCAUCUUUCAAAGUACUUUCACGACUUGAAAAAGACGUUUUGGAUUUUCAAUUCGCAAGUGCAAUGGUCUCCUGUUUGACCAAAAUGAACUUACUUGAUGAUGCCGAGGCGAUACUUCUCAGUACGGAAUAUCAAUUCAAGUGGAAAUGGAAAGAAUUGAAGGAGCUUCAUAAGGCUGCUGUUGAAGUCGGAAAUGAAAAGCUCUGCAAAACAGUCAGAAACGUUGCCCGAAGAGCACAAAUCAAUUUUGAAGGUAAAAUAAGACGUAAAGAUUUCAAGAGAUAUCUUAUGGAAAGAGGAUACUAA